UAUUUUUUAACAAAAAAAUGGCAGAAGAAAAAAUUAAUAAAAUUUCUGAAAAAGAAGAUGAAGAAGAGGAAUAUUUAAUAUUAGAAGAGGAAGAAGAACAACCUCUUCCCCAACCUCUUCCCCAACCUCAAUCCCAACAACAACAAAAAAUUUUACUUCAAAAACUUUUAAGCAAUAAACCGUCAAUUCCAGAUUCUAAAAAAAGAAUUUUAGUCCCUCCACCUCCCUUGCUUUUAAAAAAGUCAAUGAGAGCACAUUCAGAUUUGGAAAAUUUAUUAAAGGCGGGGCAACAAAUUGCUAAAAGAGAUCCUGGAUUUAGACGCUUGAUAACUGGAGCAGGAUCACCAAAAUCUUUAUUAAAACAUCAUUAUUAUUCUCCCCCAGUCUCCGGAUUGGGUUGUUAUUUUAAUCCAAUAAUUGGAGAAGUUUGCAGUACUCCCCUAAAUAUUAUUAGAGAAAGACAUCGACGUAAAAAUCAUUUUUUUGACGGAAUGCCGAAAAGAAAGGACGAAGAAAAUAAUAAAAUUUCUGCUGUUUUUGGCAUUAAUGAAGAAGAAAAAGAAGAAAAAGAAGGAGAAAUUCGUUCACGUUCAGAUACUAUAGAAAGUGGAAAUAGCAGCAUUAAUUUAAAUAAAAGAAAACAAAAAUGUCGAGGGGCGAGUGUUUGUGAAUUAGAAAUUGUUCAAAUAUUAGCUAAUAGUUGUGAAAAUUGUCGGUCUUUAAUGUUUUUACAUAAUGGAAAUAAUAAUAAAGGGGUAAGUUUUUGA
Messenger RNA from Meloidogyne enterolobii, 767 nucleotides. Lineage: Eukaryota; Metazoa; Nematoda; Chromadorea; Rhabditida; Meloidogynidae. The record is from the annotation of a GenBank genome assembly.